AUGAACAACUUCACCUCUAACAGUCCCUCUGAGAAUAACUUUGUGCAUGCGGCUAUUGCACGUAACAUCAUGCCCAACAACAAUACUGGUCUGACAUUGGUUAUGUAUACACCUACCAUGAGACCGGCAGGUAGCCAUGUUGAUGAUAAUGUGGCCGAUCCAGUUCUGGCAAUGCUGGCCAGUCUUAAUGCUCAGAUGAAGAGUCUUACAGACCAAAUUGCAAGCAUGGCCACCAGUAUCACCAAGUCCAAUGAUAUCACAACUCGUCUUCAGGAAACAGUAGCAAAUAUUGUUUCUGGUCAAACUGUUGUCCAGAAUACUGCUUCCAGAUACAAUGUUACAUCAGACAUUGAAGCGGUCACUGGUCUUUCAUCAUUGAUGGAAGAUGAUUAUGUGCCUGGAAAGAGAUAUCCAGCAAUCUCAAUAAGAUUUGAUUUGAGAAUAAUGGUCAAGACAUCUAACACUUUUCUCAUAGAAAUUGAUCAAUGGCCAGAAUGGGUCCUUAUAAGCUACUUUACAGAUGGCUAUAACCAUGGUCUUGCACUAGCUCUAACUGCAUAUUUGCAGAUCCAACCCCAAUCUGCUGGCAUACUUACAAGUGAACUUGCAUGUAUGAGACAAUUAUGCUCAUGUCCUUCAAAGGCAGCAAUGUCUGAUGGUAAGACAGACGAUGAGACAACUAGAUCAGUGGGCAGUAAACGCCUGAAGGCUCAUUACUCUAGCUGGAGAAGUGAUGAGUUUCAAACACUCUUGGAAAGUCUUGACGAUUAUGCUGUAGCAAAAGAACAGCAAAGAUCACUGAAACUUAUUCCUUGUACCAGGGUUAUGCGUGACGCGGAUGUUCCCAAUGAUUUAGGGCAAUGA
This is a messenger RNA of Phycomyces blakesleeanus NRRL 1555(-), 864 nucleotides long. RefSeq lists its product as hypothetical. The coding region runs from base 1 to 864 and encodes 287 amino acids. The transcript is spliced from 4 exons. The record is from RefSeq and is a predicted model, not a curated record. Lineage: Eukaryota; Fungi; Mucoromycota; Mucoromycetes; Mucorales; Phycomycetaceae.